UUUAAAAAAUUAAACUAUCAAGAACGUUCAGGUGGACUUAUUUUUUCAGUUACACAAUUGCGAACACAUUAUUAUUUAUAGAAAUGGGCAAAUAGUUUGCCUAGAAAAUUUGUCGAUUUAAAGCCAGAAAUUAUAUUUUAUUUUUUAAUUUAUUUUUUUAUUUUUUUUUACAUCAACACUAACCUUUGGGCUUAUUGUGGUGUAGAAGUAUGACUGGAGUAUUCGACCGGAGGAUCCCGAGUGUGAAACCUUCAGACUUCCAGAGCUCAUUUCAACUCUCCACCAUGCACCAUCCGUCUCAGGAAUCUCCUACUUUACCCGAGUCCUCCGCCACGGAUUCUGGCUACUACAGUCCAGCCGCUGGAGUCACUCACGGUUACUGCUCGCCCAGCUCCAGCUCUUACGGGAAACCCCUCAAUGCCUACCAGUACCAGUACCCAGGAGUCAGUGGAUCCGCUGGAAAUUACACGACAAAAUCCUACACUGAUUACAGCUCGUACACGACCCCCGCCUACCACCAGUACGCCGGGACUUACAGCAGAGUGCAAGCCCAGCCGAGCCCUCAAGACAAAGAAAUAAGUGAACCAGAGGUGAGAAUGGUGAACGGCAAGCCGAAAAAAGUGAGGAAACCCCGGACCAUCUACUCCAGUUUUCAGCUGGCCGCCCUGCAGAGACGCUUCCAGAACACACAGUACCUGGCGCUGCCGGAGAGAGCCGAGCUGGCCGCCUCACUGGGACUCACGCAAACACAGGUCAAAAUCUGGUUUCAGAACAGGAGAUCAAAAUUGAAGAAGAUCAUGAAAAACGGCGAGCUUCCCCCAGAGCACAGCCCCAGCUCCAGCGACCCCAUGGCGUGCAACUCCCCACAGUCCCCGGCUGUAUGGGACACACAGGGCCCCUCCAGGCCUCACAGCCUGCAGCCACAGAACAUCAACACCACAGCGGCUAACUUUUUGGAAAACUCCGGCUCAUGGUACACAUCCGCCAGCAGCUCCAUGACGUCCCACCUGCAGACCCCCAACUCGAUACAGCACUCUUUGGCUCUUGGAGCAGGGACGUUAUACUGAAAAACAAAAAAAACAAAAAAACACACAUGUUGUUCAUUUCAAGUUUUUAUUUUUUUUCCUCUCCUUCUAUGGGACUCGUGUUCAAAUUUCAGAGGAAUAUGCAAUGUAUUUGAUGACAGUCAUAGAAGAAACGUGUAAAAUGUGUAAAUGUGUGCAUGUAAUUUAUUGCAUUUUUUGGGGGAAGACUAUUAAACGUUUAAA
Messenger RNA from Cheilinus undulatus (humphead wrasse), 1268 nucleotides. RefSeq names its product distal-less homeobox 5a (gene dlx5a). Bases 210 to 1067 code for a protein of 285 amino acids. NCBI's taxonomy places the organism in Eukaryota, Metazoa, Chordata, Actinopteri, Labriformes, Labridae. The record is from RefSeq and is a predicted model, not a curated record. The transcript is spliced from 4 exons. Gene Ontology annotation, biological process: embryo development; cell differentiation; anatomical structure formation involved in morphogenesis. Gene Ontology annotation, molecular function: DNA-binding transcription factor activity, RNA polymerase II-specific; RNA polymerase II cis-regulatory region sequence-specific DNA binding.